Molecule: messenger RNA, 426 nt
Organism: Rotaria sp. Silwood2
Lineage: Eukaryota; Metazoa; Rotifera; Eurotatoria; Philodinida; Philodinidae
Source: the annotation of a GenBank genome assembly
AUGUUUCCUGUUCCUUUUCGUCGUAAGGCAUCGCCACCAUCAUCAUCGUCAACAACAUCGACGACUACAACAACAACAACAACAACCUAUUGUUAUCCACCACCACAUCAUCAUUAUCGUUGUCCUUCACAAUUCGUAAUACGUAAUCAAAUUCGUAAUCGUCGUCGCCGUCAACGACAACAACUACAACAACAACUACAACAACAAUAUCGUUUCUUCUUUGCGGCUGGCUCGUUACAAGGUGGUGUUAGUGGUGUGGUCGUUGUAACGAGUGCCAGCCGCAUUACGGUCAACACCUACCCGUUUUCUUUGGCUGCUGCUGUUGCUGCUGCUCCACCUGCUCCAGCUCCUCCAGCGCCAACAACAGUUCAACAACAACCAGCUGAUCAUCCUGAUUAUAAUCAGUUUGAUAUUAAUAACAUUUAA